AUGAGGGUCGGAUGGGUUACGUCUACCCGUCGAGUCUUGCGACACCAUGUGAAGACUCCACGGCGGCUGCUGUCGACGCAGCCUCAACAUGAUUUGCUUUCCAAGGCAACCCGCAACAUAGGCAUCAUCGCCCAUAUCGAUGCAGGAAAGACGACUACCACUGAGCGGAUGCUCUACUAUAGUGGUGUGACGAGGCGAAUAGGAAAUGUUGACGAAGGCUCAACAGUAACCGACUUCCUCCCGGCUGAACGAGCACGCGGCAUCACCAUUCAAUCUGCAGCGAUAACAUUCCACUGGCCUCCGCUACCACCAAGUACUCAGACUCCACCACCUCCACCGCAGCUACCAGCUUCGUUCGACAAUGUUCCACGAUCUUCAACUUCUCACAACAUCAAUCUGAUCGACACACCCGGCCAUGCAGAUUUUACUUUUGAAGUGUUGCGUUCGCUCCGUGUCUUGGACGGCGCUGUAUGUAUCCUUGAUGGAGUCGCCGGCGUUGAAGCGCAGACGGAGAAGGUAUGGACGCAAGCUGGAACGUACCAUAUUCCCAGAAUCAUCUUUGUCAAUAAGUUGGACCGCGUAGGUGCUGCCUUCUCACGCACUGUCAAAGAAAUAGGUGUUAGGUUACAUGGAUGGCCAGCUGUGUGCCAAAUACCAUGGUGGAAGAACGGUAACGGCGAUUUUGUUGGAGUUGGUGAUGCCAUCAAUCUACGUGGUAUGCUCUGGCAAGCGGGUGGCGAUGGAAGGGAUAUCCAAGCUUUUGGGCUAGAGGAGCUGAGCAAGACCGACGAAAAGUUCGCAGAGGAGAUCAAGAAGGCGAGAGUAGCACUUGUUGAGAUUUUGAGCGAGCAUGACGAUGUCAUGGUUGAGCAUUUUCUGGAACACGAUGAAGAUCAUUUGGCUAUAUCUGGACUACAAAUCAUGCAGUCAUUACGCCGAGUCGUACUACAAGCACCGCAGAAAGUCAUACCCGUCUUCGCUGGUGCUUCAUUCCGCAACAUUGGUGUCCAACCGCUACUUGACUCGGUCGUCGAUCUCCUCCCAUCUCCACUGGAACGCCCCGAUCCUGAGAUCAGCAUCUCUAAUCAAAGCAGCACCCUCGCUACCCUUCUCAAUGCUGCCACAGCAGCACCAACGAGAACGACUAAGCCAUCAAGGAAACAGCAGAAAAACGAUGGCGAACUAGCCGUUGCAGAAGUCAAGAACCUCAACGCAUGUGCUCUCGCCUUCAAAGUGGUCAACGACGCGAAACGCGGCGUCUUAGUUUACGUGCGUGUCUACUCAGGCUCUAUUGACCGGGGUGCCAUCCUCUACAAUACGAACCUAUCCCUUGCAGAACGUGCGCCCCGGCUCCUUGAGAUGUACGCAAAUGAUGCCGUUGAGGUAGACAGUAUUGGUGCCGGCCAAAUUGGUGUCAUCCCCGGAUUGAAACAUGCUAGAACGGGAGAUACACUAAUUGUAUACCGUGGUCUUCAGAUGAAGGGAACACCGUCGGGCGGUCUGGACACUCUACAACUCCGACCCAUCGCCGUCCCACCACCAGUCUUCUUCACGAGUAUCGAACCGAACAGUCUCAGUGAACAAAAACAUGUCCAGGAGAGCCUCGCCAUCCUGCUGCGAGAAGACCCGAGUCUCCAUCUGUCCGUCGAUGAGGAGUCUGGCCAGACGCAUCUAGCAGGCAUGGGCGACCUCCAUCUCGAAAUUGCUCGAGACAGGCUCCUCAAUGACUUCAAAGCCAAAGCGCGUAUCGGCAAAAUUGAAAUUGGAUACAGAGAAACGAUCACAACGAUGACAGCCACGGAACCGUUUACAUACACUCUUGACAAGCUUGUCGCAGGGAAACAAACAAAAGCCAGCAUUACCGCCUCCGUCGAGUCCGCGGAAGACGGUAAUCUCAUUCCCCUCAGUCCACCCCAGCAACAAGAACGGGAAAAGAAAGUGCAGGACAAUCCCUUCGAAACCAUCUACAACCUCCCUGAUAACAACACCCUCCACAUAAUUCAUCCCGAUCUCUCCACCUCCGACUCCGCUAGCCACAAAACACACAUCCCACCCCAUCUCUCCCUACCAGGUAUCCUACACUCUCUCCAAGCCGGUGCAAGCGCAGCUCUCGCCCGUGGCCCUUUCAACGGCUUUCCCGUAGCCAACACCUGCGUAACUCUAACUCUCGACGCGAAAUCCCAUCUUUUCCCCGAAACAUCACCAACAGCGAUUUCCAUGGCUACCCGCGCUGCGGUAUCAACUAGUUUGAGACACGCCUGCGAUGCCGCACCAGCAACGCUCAUGGAACCUGUUAUGAACGUGACCAUCUUCGUGAACGAGAACAAUAUGGGCGCGGUGGUACAAGAUAUCUCUUCUUCACGUGGUGGUCAGAUCUUGUCACUUGAUGGGUCGGAUGAUUCGAUGAGUUCCACGACAACAAAUGGCGACGAAGAGGCGCUACCGCGUAUUGAUCCUGCGCUCAUCUACACUCCUCCAGAUCCUUUUGCAUCGGGAACGGGGGAGAUGGGAAGCGGAUUGAGUGAUAGUCAACGGCAAAUUGUGGCAAGAGUACCGUUGAAGGAGAUGGUUGGUUAUUUGAACCAACUUAGGGCUCUGACAGGUGGAAGAGGCACGUUUGUGAUGAGUGUGGAUGGAUUCGAGAAGAUGGGAACGCAGAGGCAGAAGGAGGUGCUUGAUGCUUUGCGCGAGUUUUAA
Messenger RNA from Alternaria burnsii, 2697 nucleotides. Its product is annotated as p-loop containing nucleoside triphosphate hydrolase protein. Gene Ontology annotation, molecular function: GTP binding; GTPase activity. Gene Ontology annotation, biological process: ribosome disassembly; mitochondrial translation. The transcript has a single exon. The record is from RefSeq and is a predicted model, not a curated record. Gene Ontology annotation, cellular component: mitochondrion. NCBI's taxonomy places the organism in Eukaryota, Fungi, Ascomycota, Dothideomycetes, Pleosporales, Pleosporaceae. The coding region runs from base 1 to 2697 and encodes 898 amino acids.